UCGGCGUAAUUUUUGUCCCUACUGCGAACGGCCUCACGCGAAAUUGACCAGGCAUCUUCAGCGGGCACACGCGACGGAGUUUGAUGUCGCGAUGGCCCUCAUGAAACCGGUGCGCUCUCUCCAAAGGCGGAGAGCACUAUGUGCUUUGGCAAAGUUGGGCAAUUAUCGUCACAACAUAGCGGUCAGAUCUGGGGAGAAAAGAGGGGAGCUUGUCGCGUGUAACAGGGCUCGUACACUGAAAUCCGGAGAUGACUAUCUGGCGUGUAACGUUUGUAAGGGGUUCUUCCUCCGUGCGACCUUGUGGCGACACAAGCGUGUGUGCAACCCUACAGGAGGCGGAAGAGUCCAGGCCGCCGCCAGAGCAGCGAUGCCAUCGAACAGCGCGACCUCUUCAAAGCUUCGCAAAGUGCUCGACUGUAUGUGCAUUGAUAGUGUGUCCUUGCUCUGCAAAACAGAUGACACCAUUCUUUUGUUCGGCGAGUAUCUUUGCGCUAAGCUAGGCACCGAGAACAAGGAUGUACAAAACAUCAGGAACAGGAUCAGGGAGCUGGGAAGGCUGUUGGAAGUGCUGAGAACGAAGGACCCAGCGGCGAAGCUGAAAGACUUCAUCGAACCACGACGGUUUUCGGAACUGACCACAGCCGUUCGUGAAAUGUGUGGGUUCAGCUCGGAGAGCCACAAGUAUGCCACGCCUUCUUUGGCGCUGAAAAUCGGACAGAGCAUGAAAGUAUGCGCGGAGCAGAUCCUGGCUCAGCAGAUCGAAAGUGGCAACGAAACGUCACCGACAAGGCAGUUCAUUGAAUUGUACAACCUUCAGUGGACUAAGCAAGUAUCGCGACACGCUCUUGUAACUCUGCAGGAGGCGAAGUGGAACAAAGUAGAAACGAUGCCUGUAGCAGCCGACAUACAGCUGGUGCAUCGCUACCUGGACAAUGAAACGGAACUCAAAGUUGCUGAACUCACAAACGAUCCCACCCCAGCAACCCACAAAGCUGUGGCAGAGCUGGUACUCGCGCGCCUUAUAAUGUUUAACAGAAGGAGGCAAGGCGAGGCGUCGGCGAUGACGAUCGACGCUUACCAAAAAGCUACCUCAUCUGACGGCACAAAUCACCCUGAGGUUACCAGCUCCCUGAGCAGCUUUGAACAGCACUUGGCAGGAAGUCUACUCAGAGUCGUUAUCCGAGGAAAGAAGGGUCGCGGAGUGCCGAUGCUGCUGACACAGGAGAUGCGAAGGACCGUCGACAUCUUGCUCGAGCAUCGGGAAGCAGCGGGCGUUGGCGCGUCGCAGUAUGUGUUUGUCAACUCCAUGGCGUCAGACGACAGGCCUCUCAGGGGGAAUGGGAGCAUGGAGAGGCAAGAGUCUCGUCUAUCCAGGCAGGCGCUGGCGUACGUCGCUGGGUACGUGGCCGCUAAGUGCGCCACAGUGGACAGCACGCUCGGCAAGAUCACGUCUGAUGCCAGCGAGGUGCCCCGUGACGAGCGCUACGCCUGGAUUGACACAAUCAGUCGCGGCGGCCUCACGGUGCCCAGCGCGUGGUGGCUCGAACAAGUUGAGCAGCUGGAGGAACUGUUCACCACCAAGCACGGAGGAGAUAUCGACCGCGGCCCCGGCGUCGUCAGGCAGCUUGCCGAGGCUGCUGCACGGAAGUUCCCGCAGCUGCAUCCACGCGUACUGAGGAGGUACGCUAUGACUAGGACGCAGCUGUGA
Messenger RNA from Amphibalanus amphitrite, 1708 nucleotides. RefSeq lists its product as uncharacterized. The transcript is spliced from 4 exons. NCBI's taxonomy places the organism in Eukaryota, Metazoa, Arthropoda, Thecostraca, Balanomorpha, Balanidae. The record is from RefSeq and is a predicted model, not a curated record. Bases 92 to 1708 code for a protein of 538 amino acids.